Messenger RNA from Condylostylus longicornis, 2927 nucleotides. Its product is annotated as myrosinase 1. The transcript has 7 exons. The coding region runs from base 305 to 1996 and encodes 563 amino acids. The record is from RefSeq and is a predicted model, not a curated record. Gene Ontology annotation, biological process: carbohydrate metabolic process. NCBI's taxonomy places the organism in Eukaryota, Metazoa, Arthropoda, Insecta, Diptera, Dolichopodidae. Gene Ontology annotation, molecular function: beta-glucosidase activity.
UAGUGUAAGGAACUAACUAAUUAAAGUUUAAAAAGAAAAAAUUAAAUAAAAGAAUAUAAAAAUAUUUAAAAAUUUAUUGGUUAGUUUGAAAAAAAAAAAGUAAAAAAAGUUGAUAAAUAGAAAAUUUUUGCAUUUAUUUGUAUGCAAUUUACUUGUGAUUAAAAACAAAAAUUAAGGAUAUUAAGGAUAAUACUCAAGUUAUAAUAUAAAGAAAAAAAAAACAUAGAAAAUUUAAAAUAAUUUUAAUUGUUUUUUUUUUGUGAUUUUAAACUUAUAAUUUAACAAAAUAAACAUAAUUAUAAAAAUGAUUGUUAAUAGUAAAAUUGGUUUUAAAAAUAUUUAUGGAUUUUUAUUCCUAAUAAUUGGAUUAAAUUCAUGUGGUAUAAUAAAUUCAGCAGAAUUGCAAAGACGUUUUCCAAAUGACUUCCGAUGGGGUGUUGGAUCAUCCUCAUAUCAAAUUGAAGGUGGAUUCAAUGAAGAUGGAAAAGGUGCAUCAAUAUGGGAUUAUAUGUCACAUACAUAUCCAGAAAAAAUUGCUGAUAAAAGUAAUGGUGAUAUUUCAGCAUAUAGUUACAAAUAUUGGCGAAAUGAUAUUAAAAUGGUACGUGAUUUAAAUGUUGAUAUUUAUCGAUUUUCAAUAUCUUGGCCAAGAAUUUUACCAACUGGUUUUACAAAUGUAAUUAAUGAAAAAGGAAUACAAUAUUAUAAUAAUAUUAUUGAUGGUUUAUUAUAUUACAAUAUAACACCGAUGGUAACAAUUUAUCAUUGGGAAAUGCCUCAACGUUUACAAGAAUUAGGUGGAUGGACAAAUCCAGAAAUAAUUGAACCAUUUAAAGAUUAUUCAAGAAUUUUAUUUGAACGUUUUGGAGAUCGUGUCAAGAUCUGGACAACAAUUAAUGAACCAUGGCAUGUUUGUGAACAUGGUUAUGGUGUUGAUUAUAUGGCACCAGCCUUAGAAUAUCCAGGAAUUCCAUCAUAUUUAUGUGGGCAUAAUGUUUUAAAAGCUCAUGCAGAUGUUGUUCAUAUGUACAGAAAUGAUUUCCAAGAGAGACAAAAUGGUAAAAUUGGUAUAACAUUAGAUGUUUCUUGGCCCGAGCCAAAAACCGACUCUCCAUCAGAUCUCGAAGCUUCUGAGAUGGGUAUGCAAUUUUAUGUUGGUUGGUUUGGUCAUCCAAUAUUCUCGAAACGUGGAAAUUAUCCUCAAAUAAUGAUUGAUCGUAUUAAUGCAUUAAGUAAGGAACAAGGUUUUACAAAAUCAAGAUUACCACGUUUUACAGCUGAAGAAAUCCGUCAUAUACGUGGUACAUCAGAUUUCUUUGGUAUUAAUACAUAUACAUCAAAUUUAGUUACGAAAAAUGAUCAUAAUAAUACACUUGGUAAAUAUCCGAUACCAUCAUUUUUACAUGAUAUGGGUACCGUAGAAACUCAAGAUCCAUCAUGGAAAGGUUCCGGUUCAGUUUGGCUAAAAUUUUAUCCAGCUGGAAUGUAUAAAUUAUUAAUGUGGAUUAAAAAAGAAUACAAUAACCCUCCAAUAAUUGUUACUGAAAACGGUGUCAGCGAUAAAGGUGGAUUACAAGAUUACGAUCGUGUUGAUUAUUUUAAUUUAUACUUAACAGCUGUAUUAGAUGCAAUUGAAGAUGGUGCAAAUGUUAAAGGAUAUAUUGCAUGGAGUUUAAUGGAUAGCUAUGAAUGGAAAGCUGGUUAUACUGAGAAAUUUGGUCUUUAUCAUGUUGAUUUUACAUCACCAAAUCGUACAAGAACACCAAAAAUGUCAGCAAAGGUAUAUGCACAUAUUUGUGAAACAAAUAUGAUUGAUUGGUCAUACAGACCAAUUAUUAAACCGGAAGUUAUAGCUCAAGCUCAUAUGGAAGAUAAUAUGAUGCAAUCUAGUGCUAUUUCAAAUGUCAUCAAUUUUAAUAAUAGAUUAUCAUUCAUGGGAAUUUUAUUAUUAAUAAUAAUAAAUUUAGCCAUAUCAUCACAAUUAUUUUUAAGAUGAACUCACAAUAUAUAAUUUGUUUAAGAAUAAUUAAAAAUAUCAAAAAUUUAAUGAAAUGUGAUUUUAUUUAUAAAUUCUGUUCUCUUUUAUUAUAAAAAUGAACAAAAUAAAUAUAAAAUUAUUUUGUAAAAUUUCAUACUCAAUUAAUGAGGCUAAAAACAAAUUAAAUUCAUUAAAUUUUUUUUUAUAAAAAAUAUUGAGAAUUGAAUUUAUAAAUUAGGAAUAAAAAUUUUAUUGAAUUGUGUAUUAUAAUUGUAAAAUAUUAUAUAUACAUAUUAUAUAGUAUACUUUGCAAACAAUAAAUAAAUCAGUUCAUUUGGAAAAUUUAUUUUAUCAAAAAUAAUAUUAAUAUUAUUAUGAAACGGAUAUCUUGCCAAAGGUACUUAAUGAGAAAGGCAAAGAAGUAAUUGCUAAUUUAUAAAGAAUUUAAAUAAUAAAAUUUAAAUUAAAGAUUUAUUUGUAAUCCUAAAUAACAAUAAUAUUAACGUUAUUUUUUCAUUAUAAUUGAUUAAAUAUGAAAUAUAAAUGAAAUUUUAAAAUAAUAACUAAAUUGUAAUACCAUAGAGAAUUGAACUAAGUCAGCUUUUUUCAAAUAGUUUUGUGUACAUAUGAACAUAAAUAUGUAGUAACAAUAUUUUUGUAAAUAAUUUUGAAUGUUAUGAAUUUCUCACAUAUUAUGUAAUAAAUUAUGUAUGUAAUUAGAUUAAUACUAAAACUUACAUGUAGAAUAUUUUGUUUUGUAUAAAGAUUAUUAUUUUUUAAAAUAGCAUUUAGUAGCUAUUUGUAUGUAAUUUACUGUGUAGUAUUAGAAAAGGAAAUAUUGAAUAAUCACUCUGUUGUUAUACAUUUAUAAUAAAAAAAAUUAAAUUUUUUAAAUAUAAAAAAUUAGAAUAAUAAAAUUCAUAUACGCAUGUAAAUACAUUAAAAUAAU